Arthroderma uncinatum is the source of this 2250-nucleotide messenger RNA. Its product is annotated as GTPase-activating protein gyp3. The record is from RefSeq and is a predicted model, not a curated record. The coding region runs from base 1 to 2250 and encodes 749 amino acids. Lineage: Eukaryota; Fungi; Ascomycota; Eurotiomycetes; Onygenales; Arthrodermataceae. The transcript has a single exon.
AUGAUCACACAACGCGGAGGCGACAGUGCAGACUCCAGGAGGCCGUCUGCAGACAUCCGUACGACUAAUCCGCCGCUCUCUCCGGCGCCGUCGUCGCUCUCGCUGUCUACAGGCACUGCGUCGCCGUCGCCGCGGUAUGGCAACCAGCCGUCUCCGUCCCCUCGCUCGCGCACCGCAAGACCAGACAAUUUCCUACCAAAACAUCUAAAUACAUCCUUUGCUUCAUCCCUGACCGAAUCUCCUACCCAGGCACACCCUGAUGCCCAAGACGAUGCGCUCCCCCUGCCGUCUCGAAGCGGUACCGUGGAUGUCUCGCCGGCGGCCUCAGGACGACGCUAUUCACCACAACAAACACUAAAACCGUCCUCAUCCAUGCCAAAUGUACGACAAAAGAGAUAUUCUCCGUUUCAGGUGGAUAAGGCAUCGCCUCGCUCGUCGCCGUUGGGACUCUCGCCCAGUCGGACAAACCAUCACUACUACACACCGGAGCUGCACUUCGACGUGCCGCCUCCUUCACGAACCAGCCUGCAGUCGUCCAUGACAGUGACGUCUAGCAUAGAUCCUGCAAGCGGAACAGAGAGAAGCAGCGUUGCCACAAAGACUAGUUCUACAACCGAGCUGUCACCAAAAAUUUCAGAGGAGGACGAAGAAGACGAAGAAGACCAGGACGAGUCAGGCUGCUACACCGGCGGCGGAAUGAGCGUGGACGAUGCGAUUGACAUGUAUCUAGACGGGUUCGCCGACGAUCCUCCCCCGACCGCGAAGAGGAAAUCAAAGAUACAGCCGGCGCGAACUGACACAGUGCCUGCCAGUGAUAUACCCGCCGGCGCACCACCGGAAACGGCCGAAGCAGGUCCUCCUCCAACGCCAGUCAAGCUCCCCGAGCCUCCGCGCAGUGACUCUCCUCCGAGUACACCGCAGCGGACACUCCCUUCGUCUAUACCCGCUCCGCCCAUGAUCACAGAAGUAACAACAAACGGGGAGCCGCCGGCGCUAUUGACACCUACCAAAACGCGAGACCAAUAUGGCUUCCGCAAGGCGACUACGCACGUGACAAUUGAGCAGUACGACUCCUGGUAUGAAUCGUACUCGGGCUAUCAGAAACUACGGAGUGAAAAGUGGUAUGCGCUGCUGAAGUCGAGUGGCAUCGAGGAAUCUGUCCCUACCACGUUUCCCAUACGGUCCGCAAAGCUGAAAAAGUACAUCAGGAAGGGCAUACCGCCAGAGUGCCGUGGAGCGGCGUGGUUCUGGUAUGCCGGUGGAUAUGAUCAUAUACGUCGGAAUCCGGGCCUCUAUAAGCGUCUGGUGGAAACUGCGCUUCGCAGCCCGAUGAACGACGACAAGGAACACAUUGAGCGGGAUCUCCAUCGAACGUUCCCAGAUAACGUCCACUUCAAGCCCGAUUCGCUCGAGGCGGACUCUUCCAGUGGCAGCAGCAAUCUCAAAUACAGCUCCGCCUCCCCCGACACUCCUAUCAUUCAGUCUCUUCGCCGUGUAUUAUAUGCAUUUUCCCUACAUAAUUCUAAUAUCGGAUAUACCCAGUCCCUCAACUUCAUCGCGGGAUUCCUAAUCCUCUUCUUACCCGAAGAAAAGGCCUUCUGGCUCCUCCACAUCAUCACAUCAUCCUUCUUCCCAGGCACGCACGAGAUCAGCCUCGAAGGCGCCAACGCCGACCUCUGGAUCCUCAUGGUAGCUCUCAAGGAAUCUCUACCCUCCGUGUACACAAAAGUCGUCAGCACCACGCCUACAAACGCCAAAACAAAACCCCCUACCAUAAACACCGCCACCCGCCUUCCCGACAUCACGCUUGGCCUCACAAACUGGCUAAUGUCAAUGUUCAUCAGCACCUUGCCCUUCGAAACCACCCUACGCGUCUGGGACGUGUUAUUCUACGAAGGCUCCCGCACCUUCUUCCGCGUGGCAUUAUCUAUCUUCCGCAUGAGCCAGAAACAGAUCGUUUCCCUGGGUGAUCCCAUGGAGAUCUUCCAGGUAGUGCAGACGGCACCUAAGCGGAUGAUCGACCCCAACGAACUGAUGAUGGAUUGUUUCGCGCGGCGCUUUAAACUCUCGCAGGCCCGCGUCGAGACGUUGCGCGAGGCAAGGAGAAUCGCUAUCCGAGAGGGCAAGGAUCGAAUAUCUUAUUUGGCAGGACCAAGGAAAUUCAAAACCGAUCCUGACGGGCGGCCGAGUACGGGGGCCAAUACCCCUUCGCCUAGUACGUGGAGGAGCUUCAAAAGCUUCAAGCAAUAA